AUGGCUUUGACGAAGAGAUAUGUUAUCUCCAGAUUCCUAAUGGCUAGAACAAGGACGAAAUGUUUAUUUAUAUUCUUUUUUUCCAUCGCCUUGUACAUCGUUGUUAGCUUCAUUGCUCUACUUUUCCGUGAAAAUGGCGUCCUCGACGUUCCUGCUAGCUUCGUCGAAAGAGAAAAGCUCGAACUUUCUACCGUAAACUUGCGUUAUCUUCCUCGGACAAACGUCGAAAAGCACGUCUGGCGUGGUUACGAGCAAGAGAGAGAUGCAGACGCCAGCGAAAUUUCUGACAGUAAUGAGUCCCGCAAUCAGCUACCGGACAUUGAAAGUGAAAAUAACGGCGAGGACAACAUGCAGGGACCUAAGCCAAGAUUUUUGUAUGUUUUUCGCUAUUAUGAACAGUUAGGCCGAGCCACUGCCAACAUUCUAGCGCUGGCUUCGCUAGCUAAAUUUAAGAAUCGCGCAAUUGUUGUUCCGUUUGUGAAUAACUCACGUAUGUCAGGGCUGCCAGGAGGAGUGAGUCACUACUACCGAAAGGUUGAAAAAGUAAAAAACUACGCUCCACUGGAUACAUAUUUCGACGUGCAAGACUUUAAUUUCAAGUUAGAAUCUCAUGGUUACAGUACUUUUAAGCGUUUUCAUGACCUCGAGCAUCACUGUUCGAACAGAUUUCAAGUCGUUGUUCACUUCUUGUUCGACAAGGAAGAUUUCAUGAAAAAUACGGCGUCGUGGUACAGAGCUAGUGAUGCGGAGGUGAAAGCUAUGUACAAACAAGCGAAGGAACACAAUGGCUGGAUUGAUUGCCCUUGGAUAAAGCGAUCUCGACUUAGUAAACAGAUCGGUUUUAAAAUAAGCCGGUAUGUGUGUGUGGACCCGGAAGUCAUAAGGUCUGGCCAAGAGCUCGAGGACAAGGUUCUCCAAGGAGCAACCUGCGUUGGGAUCGUUCAGUGGAGAGGAACUGGUGAUGAACGCACGCAUUUUCCACUUCACCCAGCCAUCGCCAAUCCACUUCAACCGUCUGAUCUGGAAUUUAACGCAAAUCUUGUGAGAAUUGCCAGAAAUUUUGUCAAAAACACAUUCAAGGGAAAAUUUAUAGGUGUUCAAGUGCGUUCGGAGAGACACGUGCAACGAAAAGGCGCCAACAUAACAAGGCGAUGUUUCGAAAAACUGGCUGCUCGGGUUCAAGAGUCGCGGGAAGCGAUUCAUGCUCGUCAAGUUUAUUUAGCUUCGGAUUUGACUGAUUACGGCUCAGACACACUCAGGGACAUUGCAGGGGCGAACGAUCGUCAAUCUUUAUCCCUCUUUUUACACAAGCUUCUUAACAACCCAGAUACAUUUGACCCAACAGGGAUACUUUACGACAACGGAGCCAUUGCAAUUGUGGAAAUAAAUAUUCUCUCCAUGGCAACGCGACUAUUCACCCUUGGCGGGGGAAAUUAUCAAGAAUGGGCUGUAGGGUUAUUUUUAAAGCGACAUAAUGACGAGUCCAGAAGAAUUCAUCGAAUGUGUGAACUGGUUUAA
Molecule: messenger RNA, 1518 nt
Organism: Porites lobata
Lineage: Eukaryota; Metazoa; Cnidaria; Anthozoa; Scleractinia; Poritidae
Source: the annotation of a GenBank genome assembly